Gopherus flavomarginatus (Mexican gopher tortoise) is the source of this 1656-nucleotide messenger RNA. It is a transcript of the gene SETD6, whose product is annotated as SET domain containing 6, protein lysine methyltransferase. Gene Ontology annotation, biological process: peptidyl-lysine monomethylation. The record is from RefSeq and is a predicted model, not a curated record. The coding region runs from base 85 to 1455 and encodes 456 amino acids. The transcript has 9 exons. Gene Ontology annotation, cellular component: nucleus. NCBI's taxonomy places the organism in Eukaryota, Metazoa, Chordata, Testudines, Testudinidae. Gene Ontology annotation, molecular function: protein-lysine N-methyltransferase activity; protein binding.
GUGCUGGGGAACCACGUGGAAGCGGCGGCCGCCGCCUGUUUUCUGCGCUGCGGACGCGGCUCCGUCCCACCCCCGAGACCGGGCAUGGCGACGGCGGCGAAGAGGCCCAAGCAGGUGGCUGCAGGGGGCAGCCCUGCAGAGGACUGCAGAGCUGACCCCCUUUCUGGCUUCUUGGACUGGUGUGAGAAAGUCGGGUUGGAGCUCAGUCCAAAGGUCUACGUGAGCAAAGAGGGCACAGUGUCAGACUACGGCCUGUUGGCCAGAGAGGACCUCCAGAUUGGAGAAGUCCUCUUCACCGUUCCAAGAGCCGCGCUCCUGUCCCAGCACACCACCUCCAUCCGGUCCCUCUUGGAAAAAGACCAAGCGUCCCUGGAGAGUCAGUCUGGCUGGGUGCCUCUCCUUCUGUCUUUGCUGCAUGAAUACACAGCCAGCAACUCCCACUGGCGUCCCUACUUCUCACUCUGGCCUGACUUCAGCAGCCUGGAUCACCCCAUGUUCUGGCCUGAAGAAGAGAGGGUGAGGCUCCUACAAGGCACUGGCAUCCUAGAAGCGGUGGACAAAGACCUGGCCAACAUCCAGCUGGAGUACACCUCCAUCAUCCUGCCCUUCAUGGAGUCCCACCUGGACCUCUUUGACCCCAAGCUGCAUACGCCGGAGCUGUACCAGAGCCUGGUGGCGUUCGUCAUGGCCUAUAGCUUCCAGGAGCCCCUGGACGAGGAAGACGAGGAUGAGAAGGAGCCCAACCCACCCAUGAUGGUGCCCAUGGCUGACAUUUUGAAUCACGUGGCCAAUCACAAUGCCAACCUGGAAUAUUCCCUGGAGUGUUUGAAAAUGGUCACAACGCAGCCCAUCAGCAAAGGCCAAGAGAUCUUCAAUACCUACGGCCAGAUGGCCAACUGGCAACUCAUGCACAUGUACGGCUUUGCUGAGCCCUACCCCGGCAACACGGACGACACCGCCGACAUCCAGAUGGUGACGGUGCGCAGGGCUGCCCUGCAGGGUGCCAGCACUGAAGCGGAGCGGCAGCUGGUCUCUGAGCAGUGGGAUUUCCUUUGCCAGCUGGAGAUGGUGGGGGAAGAAGGAGCCUUUGUGAUUGGCUGGGAGGAAGUGUUGACGGAGGAAGAGCUCUCCAUGACAUUGAAGGUGCUGUGUAUGGCUGCAGAGGAAUUCAAAGAGUUUAAAGAACAUGAGGGCUGGGAAGAAGACACAGAGGAUGAAGAGAGCUUUACUUUGUCUAACGAGACAAUACCCAGACUCAAAGCCUCAUGGAAGAAGCUUCUCCAUGACAGUGCGCUGCUGACACUGGAGUCUUACCGCUCAGACCUGAAAGCAGAGCAGGACUUGCUAAAUGACAAGGUGGCUUAUGGCAAACUAAGCCCAAGAGAGCAGCAGGCCUUGCAAGUGCGCUAUGGGCAGAAGAGGAUCUUGCACCAAUUGCUGGAGUUGACGAGCUAGCAGAGGCUGAACUGGGAUUUGCAGCCUUUGUAUAAAGCAGACAUUGCGCUCUCACCCCCCUCUGUCGGGAUGGAUGGGGCGGCCACUUGUGUUCAGGAAGAACAGAGGGUGAGAGUUGAUUUGGACCCAGUUAUUCCUGAUAUUUCUGUAGUGGCUUUUCAUCUACCUCUUGACUUUCUAUAAAUUACAUACCUGUCUUAC